AUGCCUUACAACUGCUGCCUGCCCAGCAUCAGCUGCCGUACCAGCUGCUCCUCCAGGCCCUGCCUGCCUCCCAGCUGCCAUGGCUGCACCCUCCCAGGGGCCUGCAACAUCCCUGCCAAUGUGGGCACCUGUGGAUGGUUCUGUGAAGGCUCCUUCAAUGGCAAUGAGAAGGAGACCAUGCAGUUCCUGAAUGACCGCCUGGCCAACUACCUGGAGAAGGUGCGGCAGCUGGAGAGAGAGAAUGCUGAGCUGGAGUGUAGGAUCCAGGAGUGGUGCCAACAGCAGGUCCCCUACGUGUGUCCAGACUACCAGUCCUACUUCAGGACCAUUGAGGAGCUCCAGCAGAAGAUAUUGUGCACCAAGUCUGAGAAUGCCAGGUUGGUGGUACAAAUCGACAAUGCCAAGUUGGCUGCUGAUGACUUCAGGACCAAGUACGAGACUGAGCUGUCCCUGCGCCAGCUGGUAGAGGCUGACAUCAACAGCCUGCGCAGGAUUCUGGAUAAUCUGACCCUGUGCAAGUCUGACCUGGAGGCCCAAGUGGAGUCCCUUAAGGAGGAGCUGCUCUGUCUCAAGCAGAAUCAUGAACAGGAAGUCAACACCCUGAGAUGCCAGAUUGGGGAGCGUCUCAACGUGGAGGUGGAUGCUGCGCCAACUGUGGACCUGAACAGGAUCCUGAAUGAGACUCGGGCUGAAUAUGAGGCCCUACUAGAGAACAACCGCAGAGAUGCGGAGGAAUGGUUCACCACUCAGACAGAAGAACUGAACAAGCAGGUGGUGUCCAGUUCUGAACAGCUACAGAACUUCCAGGCUGAGAUCAUUGAGCUGAGACGUACUGUCAAUGCUUUGGAGAUAGAACUGCAGGCUCAGCACAACCUGAGAGAUUCUCUUGAAAACACUUUGACAGAGACAGAAGCCCGUUACAGUUCUCAGCUAUCUCAGUUACAAUGUAUGAUCACCAGUGUGGAAUCCCAGUUGGCUGAGAUCCGCGGUGACCUUGAGAGGCAGAACCAAGAGUACCAGGUCCUUUUGGAUGUCAGAGCCCGACUUGAAUGUGAGAUUGCCACAUACCAGGGUCUGUUGGAGAGUGAGGACUGCAAACUUCCCUGCAACCCUUGUGCAACAACCAAUGCCUGUGGCAAGCCCAUUGGCCCCUGCCCAGUCAGCAAUCCUUGUGUCCCAUGUGCCCCCUGUGGACCUUGUGCCCCUCGCUCAAGAUGUGGUCCCUGCAACUCUUUCGUGCGCUAA
Molecule: messenger RNA, 1245 nt
Organism: Gracilinanus agilis (Agile Gracile Mouse Opossum)
Lineage: Eukaryota; Metazoa; Chordata; Mammalia; Didelphimorphia; Didelphidae
Product: keratin, type I cuticular Ha1-like
Exons: 7
Coding region: 1-1245 (414 amino acids)
Molecular function (GO): structural molecule activity
Source: RefSeq, a predicted model, not a curated record